GUAAACUUUCUCUUUUCAAGAACAAGUUCUUUAUAGCUGCUAACUGAAGUCAGGGGAGAUCGUAUCUGAGUACAUGAGCAUUUCCACUAUGGGACUGGAUACAAGUAUUGAACAACGAGAUUUGAAAUGUUUUAAUCUCAAACGAAAACCAUUUUUGCUGACUUUGGUUUUUAAUUUCUUUCAUGUUUUCUUCUGCCAAACUGGAGGAACCUUUUCUGAUUUUUUCUUUAGUGGCAUUCAGAGGAAGACCAGAGGAUGAAAAUCCUGCACUUUCUCACUUUACUGCUUUGGCAUUUGACUUGGCUGUCUCUGGAUCUAGUUCCUGGAGCACUGAGUAAUUCUGAAGCAGGCCAGAGUAAUCCAGGAUCUAAACUAGGUUUGUUAAAACCAGAAGGAAAAGAGAGGAAUCCCUCAGCCCGGGCAGGUACACUGCGGACUGUGAACCAUGGAUACAGUACUGGGACCUCAAAGGCUAGGACUAAAAGCAGUGCUACUCAGGCUGGAGCUCUCUUGGCCAAGAAUGAUGAAUCACAGAAGGUUCUCUCAAGAACAGCAGCCACGGAGGCAAAGGUAGGACAUCUUCCAGGCAGACUUUCUGGAGUAAGGACAGUGACUCCAAAGGUUCAAAAUCUUAGCAGCAAGGCGGCUUUGAAAAAAACUGUCACAAGCAAUACUGAUACCGGUUCUUUCAAAACCAAAAAGACCAAAGAGCCUAUAACCCAAAGGGAAACUAAGGAGACUUUCAGACAUCCCCCUAUAACGCCACAUGAAUACAUGCUCUCUUUGUACAGGACUCUCUCAGAUGCAGAAAGAAAAGGUGUUAAUGGAAGUGUAAAACUGGAGGCUGGACUUGCCAAUACAAUAACCAGCUUUAUAGACAAAGGACAAGAUGAGCGAGCGCCAACUAUAAGAAAACAAAAAUAUAUUUUUGACAUUAGUGCAUUAGAAAAAGAUGGCUUGCUGGGAGCAGAGCUUCGAAUAUUGAGGAAAAAGCCUUCUGAUACUUGGAAGUCUCAUUCUUCUGGAAAAACUUCCCAAGUGAAAUUAUUUAGUUGCUCUACCAACAGACAAGCAGCAACACUCCUGGACUCUCGUACUGUCAGUAUCACAGAUACACCAAAAUGGGAAGUGUUUGACAUCUGGAAGCUUUUUAGGAACUUUAAAAACUUGGUUAAUUUGUGUUUUGAACUGGAAACGUUUGACAGGGGGAGAGCUGUUGAUCUCAGGACGGUGGGAUUUAAUAGAACCGGAAGACAGGUCAAUGAAAAGGCUCUCUUCUUGGUAUUUGGGAGGACAAAAAAAAGAGACUUAUUUUUCAAUGAAAUCAAAGCUAGAUCUGGCCAAGAUGAUAAAACCGUUUAUGAGUACUUAUUCAAUCAGAGGCGGAAGAGAAGAGCUCCUUUAGCAACACGUCAAGGGAAGAGGCCCAGUAAGAAUCCGAAGGCAAGGUGUAGCAGAAAAGCCCUCCAUGUGAAUUUUAAGGAUAUGGGCUGGGAUGACUGGAUAAUAGCCCCCCUAGAAUACGAAGCGUAUCACUGCGAAGGUCUUUGUGAAUUCCCCCUUCGAUCCCAUCUGGAGCCCACCAAUCAUGCAGUUAUCCAAACUUUAAUGAACUCAAUGGACCCUGAAUCAACGCCCCCAACUUGCUGUGUCCCAACCAGGCUGAGUCCUAUCAGCAUUCUUUUCAUUGACUCUGCAAACAACGUGGUCUACAAACAAUAUGAGGACAUGGUAGUGGAGUCAUGUGGCUGUAGGUAGCAGAACAGUUGCUCAAAUGAAUAUGUUAUGAAAGGUUAUAUGACACACCAAAUGUAACCUCUGCUCAAACAAGGUUAACUUAAUUUCUUACCUCUAGGGUAAUAUGUUUACAAAGAUGUAGCAACAAAUCCAGUGAUUCUGUAUAUCUCUCCACCAUGUGCAUAUUUUAGAAGUAUUUGGAUACUAUCGUGCAGCCCAGUAUAAAGCCUUGUUUUGGCAACACAAGACUGGUUUUUACUAAAGUCUGUGUCAGAGAAGAUGAGACCUUUGUGCCUCUGUAUCACCUGCUUUUACCCUAGAGGCAGUUUGUAAAGAUGGUAUCAGUGAGCUGUGGAUAUGAUGUUUGCUCCUUUGAACAAUGUUCUUGAGGCUGAAUUUAUGUCUAAACCCCAUGUACGUUAUCCAUUGAGAAAUGUAAGAAAAAAGUACUGAUAUCUAAAAGAGAAGGUUGUGUUCUGGCACGCUCCCAUCUUGGUGUAAAUAGUUACACUGUAAUAUGAUUUCUUUCUGAUUAGCUCUUGAAACUAUGCAUAUAUAAAAAUGAAAUAAGUAAAUAUAAUAUGCUGAUUUAGUUUUAAGUUGUACAUGGAGAUAGGUGAAACAGGAGGUGUUUGUUUCCAUGUACAUUUUCCUCCAAGCUACAUAUCUUUCUUAAGUAUCCACCUUUCCAUUAUUAUGUAGCAAGAUAUAUUACUCUGUAUAAGGUCCACAUUGUCCUCAAAUGCUCAUAGUAAAAGUGUUCAAUUAUGGCAUAAGAUGUAAUAAAUUAUUGACACAGUA
Molecule: messenger RNA, 2538 nt
Organism: Oxyura jamaicensis (ruddy duck)
Lineage: Eukaryota; Metazoa; Chordata; Aves; Anseriformes; Anatidae
Gene: GDF5
Product: growth differentiation factor 5
Exons: 2
Coding region: 256-1758 (500 amino acids)
Biological process (GO): BMP signaling pathway; SMAD protein signal transduction
Cellular component (GO): extracellular region
Molecular function (GO): growth factor activity; cytokine activity
Source: RefSeq, a predicted model, not a curated record